AUGCAGUCACAGGGAAGCAGUCGAGACGGUGGCUCAAACUCGCUCUCCAGCAUCGUGUCGACGCUGAUUCCGACUUUCAUCAUUGCAGCAAUUGCAUUCACCAUCUUCCUGAUACUUCGAGUUCGUCAACCACGCGUGUAUCGACCAAGAACCGAUGAGCGGCUACUACUUGAGGAGAGAAGAACGCCUCGUUCGGGUUCGGGCUUCUUUGGAAUCCUGACAAACCGUAGCUCACUUCCCGACUCUUAUGUCCUGCAACACAACUCUCUUGACGGGUAUCUCUGGCUUCGAUUUUUCAAGAUCCUUAUUGUGAUGAGCUUCGUCGGUUGCUGUAUGACAUGGCCCGUCCUUUUCCCGGUCAACAUCACUGGCGGUGGAAACGAGCAACAAUUGGACAUGCUGAGCAUGAGUAACGUUGCGAAUCCGAUUCGCUACUACGCUCACGCCUUCGUUGCUUGGGUUUUCCUUGGAUUUGUUGUCCUGCUCGUUGCUCGCGAGCGUAUCAAUUUCAUUGGCCUACGUCGGGCAUACUUCCUGUCGGCUGCCCAUGCACAGAGACUUUCGUCUCGUACACUCUUGAUCAUGGGUCUGCCCAUCGAGUACACGGAGGAGAAAUCACUCCGACAUCUGUUUGGACCGAGCGUUCGCAAAAUCUGGAUUCCGACUGAUUGCAAGAAACUUGAGAAAGAUGUCGAAAAUCAAAACAAGGUCGCGCUGCAGCUUGAAGGUGCUGAGAUGAAGAUGAUCAAACAGGCAAAUGCCCUUCGUAUCAAGGAGGAGAAAAAGCAGAAGAGCGAUGCCCAUGCGACAAAUGCCAACCCAAGCCGCUGGUUAGAUGCAAAGAAGCGACCAUCCCACCGCCUCAAGCCUCAACUUUGGAAAAAGGUCGACACCCUCAACUGGUGCAGAGGCACUUUGUCUGAACUGGAUCGAUACGUCGAGGAACAGCAGAAUGAGCAUAUGGACUUGAAGCAUACCAAGAUCUCAGCCGCCUUCAUUGAAUUCUCCACUCAAACCGCUGCGCACCAUGCUUUCCAAAGUGUUGGCCGAGAGUCCCUGACCAAAUUUGACCCGCGAUACAUUGGCGUCCAGCCGGAUGAAGUGGUUUGGAAAAAUUUGAGCGUCAGCAAACCCUCACGCAAGGUCAAAAUUAUGAUCGCCACGAUCAUCAUCUGGUUGAUGAUUUUGUUCUGGGCUAUUCCAGUCGCUUUCGUCGGCGCCCUGACGAACAUCAACUAUCUAACAAACAAGGUCCCCUUCCUCGGCUUCAUCAAUGAUAUCCCAAAGGUCAUUCUUGGUGUCGUUACCGGUCUUCUGCCCGUGGUCUUGCUGGCGGUCCUCAUGGCGUUGGUUCCUGUCUUCUGUCGGCUACUUGCAAAAUUUGCGGGAGAGCCCACGCUCUCCGCGAUCGAGUUGAAGACCCAGUCUUGGUACUUUGCAUUCCAGGUCGUACAGGUCUUCUUGAUUACAACAUUCAGUUCAGGCGCGUCUGCGGUGGCCUCGCAAAUCGUGCAAGACCCCACUUCUGCUCCUUCACUCCUUGCUACGAAUUUGCCAAAAGCGUCCAACUUCUACAUCAGCUACUUUAUCCUUUUUGGUCUCAUGCAAGCAGGUCUUCAACUACUCAACGUUGUGCCCCUCUUGAUGCUUAGCUUUGUUGGACCCAAGAUUUUGGAUAAGACACCACGCAAACGAUAUAACCGAUUCAUGAAGCUCGCCGGCCUUGGCUGGGGCUCCACCUACCCUAAAUUCACGAACUUGGGUGUUAUUGCUAUCUCCUACUCAUGCAUCUCGCCUCUGAUUCUCGGAUUCUCAACCAUCGGUUUCAUCUUGCUUUACAUCAUGUUCAGAUACAACUUCCUGUUUGUGUUCGGCAAUGACAUCGACAUGAAGGGCGAGUCGUACACCCGAGCUUUGAAACAACUCUUGACUGGUGUAUAUCUGUCGAUCCUUUGUCUCAUUGGCCUUUUCGGUAUUGGAGUCAGUAAGAGCAAGAGCAGUAUUGGCCCUCUAGUAGUGAUGGUAGUAUUCUUGGUUACGGUCAUUAUCUUCCAGUUCCUGCUUGACCGUGCUCUUGCACCACUAGAGCAACACAUCCCUCUGGAUUUACUAACCGACAACAAAUUCAGCAACAUCCUUGUAGAGCAGAGCAUGGAGGAUGAAAAUCAAUUGAAGCAAGGACAGCAGAUGGGCGCUGGACCGUCGAGCAGGCAGCCAUCGGUCACUCCCACAUUUGAGAAGACUGAUAAUAACGGCAAUGUCCCUCAGCCCGACCCCAAGACCAAGCCCAAGCCAUUCAACUUUCUCAGCCGCCGCCUUGAGCACUUGGUGCAAAAGUACUACGAAUCUAACAAAUCGAUUGUGCCACAGACCGAUACUGAGAUGUCGAUCCCUGGUUAUACCUCUGAGGAAUAUGAGCAGGCAUACCUGAACCCCGCCAUCACUUCUCCAAGGCCCGUCAUCUGGCUGGCAAAGGACAAGUGCGGCGUCAGUCACAUAUUAGUCCAUGAGAAUAAGGAGGCUGGUCUCCAGAGCACGGAUGAACAUGCCGAGUUUGAUGAAAAGAACAAACUGGUCUGGAAGGAGGAAACCGUUACGCAGGCUCCUAUCUGGGAGAGACCUGUGAGAUAUUGA
Molecule: messenger RNA, 2634 nt
Organism: Exophiala aquamarina CBS 119918
Lineage: Eukaryota; Fungi; Ascomycota; Eurotiomycetes; Chaetothyriales; Herpotrichiellaceae
Exons: 2
Coding region: 1-2634 (877 amino acids)
Cellular component (GO): plasma membrane
Molecular function (GO): calcium-activated cation channel activity
Source: RefSeq, a predicted model, not a curated record